Messenger RNA from Aspergillus niger, 609 nucleotides. RefSeq lists its product as uncharacterized. Lineage: Eukaryota; Fungi; Ascomycota; Eurotiomycetes; Eurotiales; Aspergillaceae. The transcript has a single exon. The coding region runs from base 1 to 609 and encodes 202 amino acids. The record is from RefSeq and is a predicted model, not a curated record.
AUGUCCACCAACCGGCCAUUCCUGGCCAACUUUCUAGCGGCCUUUCGCGCCCAGUCCACAUACAAAGCCUCAACAGCAGGUUCACAAUCCGCUGCCGCUGGCCCAUCCUCCUCUCUCUCCUCCACCCAAAUCUCCCAAGGCGCACGAGCCAUAGCCACCAAGGCCAGCAGCGGCAACGCAGCCGCUUCCUCAUCAGAUGCCUCUCCAUCUACCACCACCCACCACUACCACCAUCAUUCCACCACUAGCGCCUCAUCCUCCUCCCACUCCCGUCCUCACUCGCACCAGCGAACCCCAUUGAACCAGCCCGAAUCUUCCCCAGCAUCUCCGGCCCCACCUCAGACCCAGCAGGUCGCCUCUUCCCCGCCUACCCCGGCCGCAUCAAACCCUAUCCCUAUCACAAACAGCCAAGGCCGUCAGCGUCGCGGCAGCGACAGCUCAAGUGGCUCGGGAGGAUUCCGCGAUGCGCUGGGCCCGGAGAAGUGGUAUAUCGGGGGUCGAACGCCUGGCGGCGAGGAGCGGUUUUACCGCUUAGGGAUGGUGACGAAGGGAGGAGGUCGGCUCGGUGGGAGCGGUAGAGUGGGGAGCAUUGAUCAGCUAAGUCUGUGA